This is a messenger RNA of Xyrauchen texanus (razorback sucker), 489 nucleotides long. RefSeq names its product acetylserotonin O-methyltransferase-like. The record is from RefSeq and is a predicted model, not a curated record. Gene Ontology annotation, molecular function: O-methyltransferase activity. The transcript is spliced from 6 exons. Bases 1 to 489 code for a protein of 162 amino acids. NCBI's taxonomy places the organism in Eukaryota, Metazoa, Chordata, Actinopteri, Cypriniformes, Catostomidae.
AUGAAUUUGACUACUCUAUUUGCUGCAUGUGUGUUGGGAGUGUUCGAGCAGCUGCAUGCGUCGGAGCGUCUGCUGUCUUGGCCAGUCUUCGUACUUGCUCUGCAGCAGCAGCGCUGCAGCAGCGCUCUGGCCAAACAGUGUGUGUCGGCCUACCCCCAAUCUACUGUCACCAUCUUUGACCUUCCCAAGGUCGUGCAGACGUCCCGAGAGCACUUUGUGUCCCCUCAAGACACACGGAUCUCAUUCUCUGAAGGAGAUUUCUUUAAGGAUGCUCUACCGGAGGCGGAUCUCUACAUUCUCGCCCGGAUUCUGCAUGACUGGACAGAUCAGCGAAAUGUGGAGUUGAUGACCAAAGUUUACCCGUCCUGUAGACCAGGGGUUCUUGACACAACAAAUAAACCUCUUGUAUUCUCUGAAACUUCAGAUGAGGAAAUGUCAUCACAAGUCUCGUCACACACCACUCUCGCUCUGAGCUAUUCUUCCUACUGA